Messenger RNA from Indicator indicator, 4126 nucleotides. RefSeq names its product DEAD-box helicase 42 (gene DDX42). The record is from RefSeq and is a predicted model, not a curated record. Bases 38 to 2824 code for a protein of 928 amino acids. Lineage: Eukaryota; Metazoa; Chordata; Aves; Piciformes; Indicatoridae. The transcript has 18 exons. Gene Ontology annotation, molecular function: RNA binding; ATP binding; RNA helicase activity.
GGCGGCUGCGGUGCCCUAGGGAUACAUUGGGGGCAUCAUGAAUUGGAAUAAAGGUGGACCUGGUACUAAGAGAGGCUUUGGUUUUGGUGGAUUUGCCAUAACACCUGGGAAAAAAGAGGAGCCAAAGCUCUCUCAACAGUCUCAUAGUGCUUUCGGAACAGCGGGUUCCUCUGCUGCGUUCUCCAAAUCAGGACCUCCUCAGCUGCCUUCUUUCUACAAAAUUGGGUCAAAGAGAGCAAAUUUUGACGAAGAGAAUGCGUACUUUGAGGAUGAGGAGGAAGAUUCCAGCAAUGUGGAACUGCCAUACAUUCCUGCAGAGAAUUCCCCCACUCGCCAGCAGUUUCAUUCCAAAUCAGCAGACUCUGACAGUGAUGAUGAUCCUCUGGAGGCAUUCAUGGCUGAAGUGGAGGAUCAAGCUGCUCGAGACAUGAAGAGACUUGAAGAUAAAGACAAAGAGAAAAAGAACGUAAAGGGUAUUCGAGAUGACAUUGAAGAGGAAGAUGACCAAGAAGCUUAUUUUCGCUACAUGGCUGAAAACCCCACUGCUGGUGUGGUGCAAGAAGAGGAAGAAGAUAACUUGGAGUAUGAUAGUGAUGGGAAUCCAAUUGCACCAUCCAAAAAAAUCAUUGAUCCUCUUCCACCUAUUGACCACUCAGAGAUUGAGUACCCACCCUUUGAGAAAAACUUCUAUGAUGAGCACGAGGAGAUCACCAGUCUCACCCCACAGCAAGUGGUGGAGUUACGUCAUAAGCUAAACCUCCGGGUCUCCGGUGCUGCUCCUCCAAGGCCUGGCAGUAGUUUUGCUCAUUUUGGCUUUGAUGAGCAACUUAUGCAUCAAAUUAGGAAAUCUGAGUAUACCCAGCCCACUCCUAUACAGUGUCAGGGUGUUCCAGUUGCUCUGAGUGGCAGAGAUAUGAUUGGGAUAGCUAAGACUGGAAGUGGAAAAACAGCAGCCUUCAUCUGGCCGAUGUUGAUUCACAUCAUGGACCAGAAGGAGCUUGAACCAGGGGAUGGUCCCAUUGCAGUGAUUGUCUGCCCAACCAGAGAGCUUUGCCAACAGAUCCAUUCUGAAUGUAAACGCUUUGGUAAGGCCUACAACCUGCGCUCUGUAGCUGUGUAUGGAGGAGGCAGCAUGUGGGAGCAAGCCAAAGCCCUGCAGGAAGGGGCAGAGAUAGUUGUCUGCACACCAGGUCGUUUGAUUGAUCAUGUGAAAAAGAAAGCCACAAACCUCCAGAGAGUCACCUACCUUGUGUUUGAUGAAGCUGACAGAAUGUUUGAUAUGGGUUUUGAAUAUCAGGUCAGAUCCAUUGCCAGCCAUGUACGUCCUGACAGACAGACCCUCUUGUUCAGUGCCACCUUCCGUAAGAAGAUCGAGAAGCUGGCCCGAGACAUUCUGAUCGACCCCAUUCGAGUUGUGCAGGGAGACAUUGGAGAGGCAAAUGAAGAUGUCACUCAGAUUGUGGAGAUUUUCCCCUCUGGCCCUAGCAAAUGGAACUGGCUGACUCGACGCCUCGUGGAGUUCACAUCUUCAGGGAGUGUUCUCCUGUUUGUCACCAAGAAGGCAAAUGCAGAGGAGCUGGCUAAUAACCUCAAACAAGAGGAUCACAAUCUGGGGCUGCUUCAUGGUGACAUGGACCAGAGUGAGAGGAAUAAAGUCAUUUCAGAAUUCAAGAAGAAGGGGAUCCCAAUACUGGUGGCUACUGAUGUGGCAGCUCGUGGGUUGGAUAUUCCUUCCAUUAAGACAGUCAUCAACUACGACGUGGCUCGGGACAUAGACACACACACCCACAGGAUUGGUCGUACUGGCAGAGCUGGGGAGAAGGGAGUUGCCUACACUCUGCUGACCCCCAAAGACAGCAACUUUGCUGGUGAUCUCGUCAGAAAUCUGGAAGGUGCUAAUCAACAUGUUUCCAAAGAGCUGUUGGAUCUGGCAAUGCAGAACCCCUGGUUCCGGAAAUCACGUUUCAAAGGAGGAAAAGGCAAGAAGCUGAAUAUUGGUGGUGGUGGUUUAGGGUACCGAGAACGACCUGGCCUGGGAUCAGAAAAUUCUGACCGUGGCAACAACAACAGUGUGAUGAGUAACUACGAGGCCUACAAGCCAUCCACAGGGGCCAUGGGGGACAGGCUCACGGCCAUGAAAGCAGCUUUCCAGUCCCAAUAUAAGAGCCACUUUGUUGCUGCAAGCUUAAAUAAUCAAAAGACUGGGAGUUCCUCUGCUGGGGCUAGUGGCUGGACCAGCGCUGGGAGCUUGAACUCGGUACCCACGAGUUCAGCACAACAAAACGCUGCGAGCCCUGACGGCGCGGCCGCCGCCGCUCCCGCAGCCAAGGGGGUGCCAGGCUUCACCAGCACCGGGAACUUGAGCAGCGUCCCCAGCUUUCCCAGCGGGGGAGUCCAGGGCUUCAACAACACAAAUGCCAGCACCAACAGUCGGGAAGGCGGCGGCGGUGGCGGUGGCGCUGUCAGAGAACGCUAUGAGAACCGGAACAGUCGCCACGGCGAGGCCCCGCGCCGCGGGGAGGGGGGCGGCCGCUACAACGACCUGCAGCGGCACGGGGAGGGCGGCGGCCGCCACAGCGACCCCUACCGGCACGGCGAGGGCAGGCACGGAGACAGCCAUCGCCACGCCGAAGGCCGACACUUCACCGAGGCGGGCAGCGGCAACCGCAACAGCGCUGACGGCAGGAACAGCAGCACCGAAGGUAGGAGCAACGAGAACAGGAACGGGGAGAACAGGAAGGAACCCAGCAGCCGAGACAACAAGACAGAUGGGUUUGCUGUCCCGGAGCCCCCAAAGCGUAAGAAGAGCCGGUGGGACAGUUAAAAGCUGGUGUCUGCCAGCCUGGCAUCUCUGCAGCUAGUGUUGUCUUUUUCCAGAGGAUUUCUUGGGGGUUUUGGUAGCUGGUUGGUGAGCAGCUGGGGGAGGAGAAGGAAACCAUGAAAGCUCCCCGUGCGAGUCUGGGCCGGUACGUCUGCGGCAGAUUCACUCUAGCAAUGUGUACACACAGUGCUUAGGCAAACAAAACUCAUUCUGAUACAGCUCCCUGGGUUCUGCUUUGAAACAUUCAGUGCUCAAGUGACUCUCUGCUGGAUUUAAACAGAGCUUCUUUACAAGGAGGAAGCUGUUUCACACCCUCGGAAGGUUAGCAAACUGUUGUCCAUAGAAGUUGAAAGCAGUCUUUUCUUAACCAGUGUUCCCAUUUUAAAACCAGUCCCAUCUAGAGAUGCUCAGGACCCACCUGUUCAACUUCUAAUCUCAGCAGCUUAUUCACUAUGAUGAGUUCUUCCCCAACCUCUUCACAUCCUCCCUUAUCCACAAGUAAUUUGGCCUCUGGGUUGCCCUUCACAUCUCUGCCAUUAACUAAGAACCUAUCAAUUUGCAUUGCUAAGGUGGGGUGAAGCAAAUUGAUUUUUUUUUUCUUUCCUUUUUAUGUUUUAUGAAGGUGUUUGAGAGACCUCCAGCACAGCCAACCACAAAUCCACAUGUAGUGUAGGGUGGACUCCCUGCUUUGUUUGUGGUCACUACAGCAAUCCCAAUCCCAUUGCCCAGGUGGUUGGUUGAUUGGGGUUUUUUUCAAUUUAAACAAUCUCUUCUGUCCUAAUCACCCUCAUUUUGGUGGAAGCCUGCAUAGCAAACUUGUCUCUCUGCUGUGCCUAUGCACUCUCUGUUAUGAGAGGGUUCAGUGCUUAAUUCAAAUUUCAAGCAAAAAAAAAGGGAAUAAAAGGUAACUAAACCACAGCAAUCCAAGACUGGUGUCCCCCAUGAAGUGUGGCUAAACAAAAGAGGCUUCAUUCCAAAAUUCAGGGACCUGCUGCUCAAGAAGCCUUUAGGGAGAAGCUGAGAAGUGAUUGGUGAAGUGGAACAGCUCAAGAGUUGCCUCAUGUUGGACACGUGUAGUUAAAACUGUAAAAUCUUGCUUGACCCUUUUUAACUCCUUGUGUGUAUUGCCCAUUUUUUUAACUCUUUAUUAUUUUUUUUUUUGGCACCCUGAAGGUAGGGCAGAACUCUUCUGUUGGAACAUGUCAGUGCCCACCUCUGCCUUGGUUCUGCUGACAGAAGGAUCAGAAGCUGUCAGGGGUUUGUGACAUUGUGAUGUUUUCUUUAUCAGCUGUGCAUUUACUUUCU